AAAGUGUGGAGCAACGAAGGCAAGAUAUAAACAUCGGUGAGAUGAGCAUAGCCGCUAGGUCUCUGUUCUGGGUUGUCUCAUUUGGCACCCUGGGCUACGGCCUCUUCACAUUUGUUAAACCUGAUGAUGAACUCCUCCAAAAGAUUGAUAAUUCCUCUAAACACACCGAUUCACGGAAGGCAGCCAAGGAUACUAUAUCAGUUCUAAAAGCAGCUAUAAACCAGGAGUCAGAUAUCAGUAAGAAAGUGGAUGAACUUUUGAAGAAAGGAAAAUGAGUGACAAAAAUGCUGUUUUAGAAAGGCUUAGCAGGCGAGAUGCACAGCGGUUAGAAAAGUUACAGAAGGCUCACAAAGCUAGGGAGGAAGUUGAAGCGACAUCUGAGACUGAAGAUUACUUUUCGGGGGCAUUCAAAAUAAGAUCUGAAAAUGUAGAGCAACUGUUAACACAAGUACCGAGCUUGGAAAUGGACAUUUUAGCCCAGCACUUUGACAUUGUCAAGCGUGAAAUCAAUGAAUUACAAAAGUUUGUUGUCACUUCAUCAUUCUUCCUCAAGGAGUUUAACAUGAGAAAGUAUUUAGGUAUCGUACAGAACUUGCAAACAAAAUGCUAUGAACUCGAAGAUACAUUUGUCCCGCGGAAGAAAUUUGGAUUCACAAGAAAGAAGCUGCCAAAAUCUCACAGUCAGAAGCAACAUUCAAUAGAUGAAAGUGAUAGCAGCGGCAAAAUUGACAGUAACAAAUGGGACGAGAAGUUGUUCGGUUUUGAUUCUAAAGAGGACAAAGUUUUGUCAUUAGAGAAUGUUGAUUUGUUUCAAAGGGAUGUAGCUUUACGUAACUUGAAAAACUGCACCGUGAGUUUGAAAGGAGUGAUGGGAACUUUACAUAUAACAAACUUGGACAACUGUAUUGUGCUCUCUGGCCCUGUGACGUCAUCAGUUUUUGUAGAGAAAUGCACCAAUUGUAAAAUAGUGACCGCCUGCCAACAGCUUAGAAUGCACAGCUCUUUGAAGUGUGACAUAUACUUACAUGUAACCAGUAAAGGGAUCGUCGAAGACUGUUUGGACAUACGCACUGCUCCUUAUAACUUGACAUAUGAUGAUUUAGAUAAGCAUUUUAAUAUGUCCAUGUUAGAUAGAAAUUCCAAUAAUUGGGAUUGCUUGGAUGAUUUUAAUUGGCUGGCUCCCGAUAUUCCUUCUCCUAAUUGGUCAAUUCUGGAUGUUACUCAACGUGUAACCAAUUGGGAUGAGUGGUGGUCGAAAACACCGUUAUAAUAUUUUUAGGUAGUCCCGUUUCAACAUUCUAUAGAAUUUGGAUUAAGUGCCUCACUUAGACUGGAAUAAUAAAUAAUAAAGCAGACAUUUGUACUAACAUUGAAAAAAUGCUAUAAUUUUUUGAAACUUUCUUUACUGGAAUCUGCAUAUAAUCAUUUUUGAAUAUUUAUCUCAUUUUGUUAAAUAUUUUUGUUUUAAAACAUUAACAGAUUAAAAUAAUAUGCAAAUUAUCAGUGUAGUUGACUGAAAAAUAGAUGCUUUUAUUAGAUUUAAUAAUACUAUUUAUGAAUAAACACAUAACAAA
This is a messenger RNA of Danaus plexippus (monarch butterfly), 1574 nucleotides long. It is a transcript of the gene TBCC, whose product is annotated as tubulin-specific chaperone C. The transcript is spliced from 2 exons. Gene Ontology annotation, biological process: post-chaperonin tubulin folding pathway; tubulin complex assembly. Bases 272 to 1270 code for a protein of 332 amino acids. Gene Ontology annotation, molecular function: tubulin binding. Gene Ontology annotation, cellular component: cytoplasm. Lineage: Eukaryota; Metazoa; Arthropoda; Insecta; Lepidoptera; Nymphalidae. The record is from RefSeq and is a predicted model, not a curated record.